This is a messenger RNA of Neltuma alba, 1514 nucleotides long. RefSeq names its product polyadenylate-binding protein-interacting protein 9. The transcript is spliced from 11 exons. The record is from RefSeq and is a predicted model, not a curated record. Lineage: Eukaryota; Viridiplantae; Streptophyta; Magnoliopsida; Fabales; Fabaceae. Gene Ontology annotation, molecular function: RNA binding. The coding region runs from base 241 to 1134 and encodes 297 amino acids.
AGCAAAGCCCAGACAAAGUGUACGCUGUUUCAAACACCGCUCCCAUUAUUUCACCUUCGUUCUCUCUCCCCUCUAACUGUACACCCUUGCUCUCGUCUAUCCUUGCCUGCUGAUUCAUUCCAAAACCCGAAUCCUCUUUCAUUAUCUGCAACUAUGGAAUUUCGCUUCAUCUGAGCUUCUAUUAAAUGAGCUAUCUCCUUCGAGCUUGAAUUGUUGUUGCGGCUUCUGGAGCUUUAAAUUAUGGCUGCGGUUGCUGAGAUUUCCCUAGACGCAGCAGCUGCGAACAAGUUGGACUCAAAUUCCAAGUCCGAACCCGAAUUCAAUGUGCAAAAGCUCGUCGAUAUGUUCACUAAGCUGAAUCCUUUGGCGAAAGAGUUUGUCCCUUCGAGAUAUUCUCACCAUGAUCAUUUCCAUCAGGGCUAUCAUCAGCUCUCGCCGAACAAUUUUCUGGGCGGAGAUAUUACGGCAGCUGAUGUUAAUCACCAAAAUUAUCGAAGGAGAAGAACUAAUUAUAGCCAGGGGAGAAGGUCCAAUGGAAGAGUGCACAAGGCUCAGAGAGAAGAUAGCAUUAGGAGGACAGUAUAUGUUUCUGAUAUAGAUCAGCAGGUUACUGAGGAGCGGCUUGCUGCCUUAUUUACUAGUUGUGGACAAGUUAUUGACUGCCGCAUUUGUGGUGAUCCACAUUCAAUUCUUCGUUUUGCAUUUGUGGAGUUUGCAGAUGAGCAAGGUGCAAGAGCAGCUUUAAACCUUGGUGGCACUGUGCUUGGGUACUAUCCAGUUAGGGUCCUUCCUUCCAAAACUGCAAUCCUUCCUGUGAAUCCUACAUUCCUCCCCAGGUCUGAGGAUGAGCGGGAAAUGUGUAGCAGAACUGUCUACUGUACAAAUAUUGAUAAAAAGAUUUCUCAAGCUGAAGUGAAGAACUUUUUUGAAACAGCUUGUGGUGAGGUUACCCGCUUGAGGCUUUUGGGAGAUCAUGCUCAUUCAACUCGAAUUGCUUUUGUAGAAUUCGCAAUGGCCGAAAGUGCCAUUAUUGCUCUGAAUUGUAGUGGGAUGCCCUUAGGAAGCCAACCUAUCAGGGUAAGUCCUUCAAAGACACCUGUGAGGCCAAGAAUGCCCCAUCCAACUCCCCAUUAACUGAUCAACAUCGAAGAACUUACUGAGGCAAUUUGGUCACCAUUCCUGUUGAGACUUGGGUAGAAGGGGUGGUGAAGUUUCCUUUAUUUGAGCUGUUCCAUUUUUACAAUCAUAGCAGUUGCUUUAGUAAUGCCCAUGCAUAUAACGUUCUGCUCUAACUAAAACUUCCGAGGCACCGGUCUUCAUCUUAAAUAUUUUACCAUGUUUUUCUUGUUCUUUUUUUAAAAAUUGAGGUGGGCUUGUUUAAGUUAUUUUGUUACUAUGAUCAAGUACUCACCUGAUCCGCGUACUUCCUUAGCCACCUUUAAUCUUGAACGCCUAUAAGGUCAAGAAAUGGUGCAAGUUCACUAUUUAAUUAGUAUCUACUUCUCUGUUGAUCA